Messenger RNA from Brienomyrus brachyistius, 4402 nucleotides. RefSeq names its product vacuolar protein sorting-associated protein 35-like. The record is from RefSeq and is a predicted model, not a curated record. Gene Ontology annotation, cellular component: retromer, cargo-selective complex; retromer complex; late endosome. Gene Ontology annotation, biological process: intracellular protein transport; retrograde transport, endosome to Golgi. Bases 733 to 3036 code for a protein of 767 amino acids. Lineage: Eukaryota; Metazoa; Chordata; Actinopteri; Osteoglossiformes; Mormyridae. The transcript has 17 exons.
AUAUAUUAUGAUCAAGCGUACAGGAUCGACGAUGGGUCUCAAUACAAAUAGCACAAGCUGUGCCCAGUAAAGCGGCUUUAAAAUGUUCGAAAGGACAUGUAGUAUGCCAUGUAUGUGGGCCUCUUGGAAUAACUAAUCUUUUAUAUUUAUGAAAAUGUUUGCAGCAUUUAUAAAAUAUUAUAUUACUCCAUUUAUUCCUCCUGUUGCUUCUUGAGUGAGCGUGCUGUUUUGAGAUGUACGCGAGACAAUAAAGUUGAAAUCGCCACCUUCAAAUAAUGCUGAUGCUACCGCUAAAGCUACUGUUGAUUCCUACUCUUAUUUACAACCUUCGUUCGGUACAGGUGCCAUAUAUAAAUAACAACGCCAAUUUAUAGAUAAUUCUUUCUAUCUAGAUUUCAUUCAACGUCUUAAUGCAUUAAGACAUUGGGUUUUAAUCGUCGGUGUAAUUCGGUUGUAUGGCUGAAAAACGUCUACGUCUUCUGGAAACGGCAAAAACACCUGUCCUAAGUGCACAUUUUAAUAAUAAUAAUUUCAGUCCGUUAUGACUGAAAUAUAAACAAAGCACCAGUGUAAACAACACCGGUAGAGUUAAAGUUAUUUAAAACACUUCCGGAGCUGCAAUAACACUUUGGUCUGAGCAAAGCCACACCGGCCACACAGCAGUCCGUGCAGGAUGAUCAGGAGAAACUCCUCGAUGAGGCUGUCCAGGCUGUGAAGGUCCAGUCCUUUCAGAUGAAGCGGUGCCUGGACAAGAAUAAGCUGAUGGAUGCCCUAAAACAUGCGUCCAACACGCUGGGAGAGCUGAGGACUUCCAUGCUCUCUCCAAAAAGUUACUAUGAACUCUACAUGGCCAUCUCCGAUGAGCUGCACUACUUGGAGAUUUACCUUACAGAUGAGUUUGCCAAGGGAAGAAAGGUGGUUGACCUGUAUGAGCUGGUUCAGUAUGCAGGGAAUAUCAUCCCAAGACUGUAUUUGCUAAUCACUGUAGGCGUAGUAUAUGUGAAAUCGUUUUCACAGUCCCGGAAAGAUAUUCUGAAGGAUCUGGUAGAAAUGUGCCGUGGAGUCCAGCAUCCUCUUCGAGGACUUUUCUUGAGGAACUACCUACUCCAGUGUACCCGGAAUGUUCUCCCCGAUGACGGAGAGGUCACAGAAGAGGGGACGACUGGGGACAUCAACGACUCUGUAGACUUUGUGUUGCUGAACUUUGCGGAGAUGAACAAACUGUGGGUUCGCAUGCAGCACCAGGGCCACAGCCGAGACCGGGAGAAGCGAGAGAAAGAGAGGCAGGAGCUGCGCAUCUUGGUGGGGACCAACUUGGUGCGCCUCAGUCAGCUAGAGGGCGUCAACGUGGAGAAGUACACCCAGGUUGUGCUGCCUGGAAUUCUAGAUCAGGUAGUCAACUGCCGAGAUUCCCUCGCGCAGGAGUACCUGAUGGAAUGUAUCAUCCAGGUGUUCCCGGAUGAGUUCCACCUUCAGACAUUAAGCUCAUUUCUACAUGCUUGUGCAGAAUUGCACCAAAAUGUGAAUGUGAAGAACAUUAUUAUCGCUCUUAUUGAUAGACUGGCCUUAUUUGCUCAUAGAGAGGAUGGUCCUGGAAUUCCAGCAGAUAUCAAAUUAUUUGAUAUAUUUUCACAACAAGUGGCAUCAGUUAUACAGUCUCGCCAGGAGAUGCCUUCCGAGGACGUGGUGUCCUUGCAGGUGUCCCUCAUCAACCUGGCCAUGAAGUGUUACCCUGACAGAAUAGAUUAUGUGGACAAAGUCCUGGAGACCACAUUGGAGAUUUUCAACAAAAUGAAUCUGGAACAUAUGGCUACCAGCAGUGCAGUAUCCAAGGAGCUGAUGAGAUUGCUGAAGAUCCCUGUGGACAUCUACAACAAUAUCCUGACUGUGCUUCAGCUCCAACACUUUCACCCACUCUUUGAGUACUUUGACUAUGAAUCCCGAAAGACCAUGAGUUCCUACAUACUCAGCAACACCUUGGACAACAAUACAGUGAUCAAAGCCCAGGAACAGGUAGAUGCAGUAUUAAAGCUGGCGUCUACACUGAUCCAGGACCAACCUGACCAGCCUUCAGAGGACCCAGAUCCUGAGGACUUUGCUGAAGAGCAGAAUCUGAUUGGCCGGUUUAUUCACAUGCUUCUUUCUGAGGAUCCUGAUCAGCAGUAUAUGAUUUUAAACACUGCCAGGAAACACUUUGGGGCAGGAGGGAACCAGAGGAUUCGAUUCACGCUGCCACCUCUGGUGUUUGCUGCAUAUCAGCUUGCCUUUCGUUACAAAGAGAGUUCCAGUGUGGAUGAAAAGUGGGAGAAGAAGUGUCAGAAGAUCUUCUCCUUUGCCCACCAGACCAUCAGCGCUCUGAUCAAAGCCGAGCUGGCUGAGCUGCCACUCAGGCUCUUUCUCCAGGGAGCCCUGGCAGCUGGCGAAAUUGGUUUUGAGAACCAUGAGACGGUGGCUUAUGAGUUCAUGUCACAGGCGUUUUCCCUGUACGAGGAUGAGAUCAGUGACUCCAAGGCCCAACUGUCGGCCAUCACGCUAAUCAUCGGCACCUUCGAGAGGAGCAAGUGCUUCAGUGAGGAGAAUCAUGAGCCGCUGAGGACGCAAUGUGCGCUGGCUGCGUCCAAGCUACUAAAGAAACCGGACCAGUGCCGGGCUGUCGGCACCUGUGCCCACCUCUUCUGGUCGGGACGCAGCAGCGACAAGAAUGGAGAGGAGAUCCACGAUGAAAAGAGGGUGAUGGAGUGCUUAAAGAAGGCUCUGAAAAUUGCUAACCAGUGUAUGGAUUCCUCUUUGCAAGUCCAGCUCUUCAUUGAGAUCCUCAAUAGAUACAUCUAUUUCCAUGAAAAGCAAAAUGAGGCGGUGACGGUUCAGGUUCUAAAUCAGCUCAUUCAGAAGGUCCAAGACGAUCUGCCCAACCUGGAGGCAAGCGAGGAGACAGAGUUGAUAAAAAAGCACUUCCACAACACGCUGGAGCACCUACGUGUUCGCAAGGAGUCCUGUGAAGCCGAUGGCGCAGCUUAUGAAGGGGUGCUGCUGUAGAGAACACUGCGCAGACCGUAAUCCCUCUGCCUGCAUUACACUAUUGCAUUCAUAUUUAAAAAAAAAAAAGCUUGUUUCUAUCACUAGCUGUGUAUGAUUUUUUUUGCCUUUUCAAUGUUAAGAGCAAAGAGUGUCAGACAGUUUGAGUCAAUUUUUGAUGCAGUUCAGCUCAGUUCAGUUCUAUUAAUAUCACAUACAUAUACUCCUUGCUUUACAAUGGUUUGACUUACGACAUUUCGACUUUAUGAUGGUGUCAAGCUUUUAAUUUUGAUCUUUUCCCGGCUAGCAAUAUGCUGUAUGAUGCUUUCUAUUAAUGCUGGCUAGUGGCACCAUUCAUCCAGCCACCCUUCCAGUCUCUCUGGGGAUCAGAAGUGUAAAUGUCGACUAUAACCUUUAACAGUAUAUCACAUGGUGUUUUUUUUCUGUGUUUAACCAAAUUUUCCCAAGCCCUAAUGUCCAAGUGUGUCAUUCAUAUCAUAUUCAUGUUUGAUUUCAUGAUGGGUUCAUCGGAGCGUAGCCCCAUCGUAAAUCGAGGAGCCUCUAGUGCUCAUCCCAGUGUGGUUACGUCAGCCAGCAAACAAAGUGAUAUUGCAAGUAGAUUGGAAGUAUAGACCGAAGCAGCAGAACACAUACAUGGUAAAAUUAGUAUGGAUAAGAAAGAAGACUGAGUAAACAACAAAUUCUGUUGUAAAUUGAAGAAUUAAAGUUCUCUGCGGUUCCGGGCCCAUCUCGCUGCCCAGUCCAGUGGUCACAGUUUAUUCCCUGAUUCUUUCUCCUAUUACUUUGAGUGAAACUAUUUGGGCGAUGAAGCUCAGGGUACAGUUUCCUUUAAGCUUAGGUAAGCCCAGCGCACAGCCUUAUUCUCACUCAGCUGCUGUGUCCUGGUAGCUUUCAGUAUCUCUUGCAGGGAAUCCUGGGAAUAAGUGUGUAUUUUGGUAUAGUGUCCUUGUGUUGCUGCUGUUCGCUGUACGUAGGGGUGCGUCUCUGACAAUCUGCUGGGGCCAGUGGCUAAUUCGUUCAACGUUCACAGAGGCUGUAACAUUUUUGUCCUUGACUUUGUAUUUUCUUAUUCUGCAUGUGUCAUUUCAGUUUAGGGUAAAAGUAUGUAUGACUAUUUGAAAUGUCUGUACACUUGGAGGAAGUUUAUUCUCUGUCUUCAUGUAACAUUUCUGUUAAAGGAAACUUUUAUGGCUGCCUUUAUUUUGAUAAUAUUAGUUAUCACUGAAUGUUCAAACCCCAUCAUUGCAACUUUAAACAUCUAGAUUAUUGUUAGAAAAAAUAUUGUAUUUUUAACAUUAAAUUAUAUCAUUGUCAUUAUAUUUGACUAAUACAAAAAUGUGUAUUGAUAAAAUCUAUAUUAUAUUGA